Messenger RNA from Callorhinus ursinus (northern fur seal), 1355 nucleotides. RefSeq names its product partner of NOB1 homolog (gene PNO1). Gene Ontology annotation, molecular function: RNA binding. Gene Ontology annotation, cellular component: nucleus. The record is from RefSeq and is a predicted model, not a curated record. Lineage: Eukaryota; Metazoa; Chordata; Mammalia; Carnivora; Otariidae.
GAGGCGCGCCUGCGCCGUGCAGCGGCGCACGCGUUCGAGCCGGAAGCAUAUGUUGGAGCGGGAGAUCCUUGGGGAUGGAAGCGGAGAUGGAAUCGCAGAGCGCCGGAGCCGAAGAUGGCUUCACCCAAGUCACCCGUAAGGGUGGCCGGCGGGCGAAGAAACGGCAGGCUGAGCCGCUGUCCGCGGCGGGGGACGGCGGGGACGCAGGCCGCAUGGACACGGAGGAGGCCCGGCCCGCGAAGAGGCCGGUUUUCCCGCCCCUCGCCGGGGAUGGAUUCCUGGGUGGGAAAGAAGAAACAAGGAAAAUUCCAGUCCCAGCUAACAGAUACACGCCCUUAAAAGAGAACUGGAUGAAGAUAUUUACUCCUGUUGUAGAACAUUUGGGACUUCAGAUACGGUUUAACUUGAAAUCGAGGAAUGUAGAAAUUAGGACUUGUAAAGAAACCAAGGAUGUUAGUGCCUUGACAAAAGCAGCUGAUUUUGUGAAAGCCUUUAUUCUUGGGUUUCAGGUGGAGGAUGCACUUGCCCUCAUUAGGUUGGAUGACCUCUUCCUAGAGUCUUUUGAAAUUACAGAUGUAAAGCCCUUAAAGGGAGACCACCUGUCAAGGGCAAUAGGAAGAAUCGCUGGCAAAGGAGGAAAAACCAAAUUCACCAUAGAGAACGUGACACGGACACGGAUAGUUUUGGCUGAUGUGAAAGUUCACAUCCUUGGCUCUUUCCAAAACAUCAAGAUGGCAAGAACUGCCAUUUGCAACCUCAUCCUGGGAAAUCCUCCAUCAAAGGUUUAUGGCAAUAUCCGAGCUGUGGCUAGCAGAGCAGCAGAUCGAUUCUGAUUUCAAAUCAGAGACUUUUUAUCUUGUCUUUGGACUCUAGAGAAAAAGCCCUUGUCCUCUGCAUGUGGUCAUAAGAAACCAUGAGAACUUUUCAGUCACUUUAAGCCUCCAUCACUUUUCUGUUCUCAGCCAGAAGCAUCAACAGAAAGGUUUGAUAAUAUUCACACGCAGCAACUUGAGGAUAAUUCCCAUAUCUGAAUUUAGUACCAUAAUUAUACUUAUACAUUAAUUAUAAUUUAUCACUUCACUUUAAAUAAAAGAUUUACAUAGUUUAUAAUUCUUACUGGGAAACUUGUUUAAACAGUCCUGUAUGAAUUUAUAAAUUUGUAACUUUUUAUAAACAUUUCUUGUCUAUGCAGUGUAUUUAAAAGAAUCAGCUCACAAAAUCGCUCUGAAACCUGACCCUUAAUACUGGGUGGUAUGUAGGCUUUUUAGAAGCAGCGGUUUGGAGAUACUGUUGUGAACAAAGGCUAAUCCUUGUACUUAUUUUGUAGCUUAUAAAAUUAAAGACAUCACAAGGUU